UAUCCGCAAACGACCCCUUAAUCUUUUCCCCUCGAACAAGAAAAGAAGCAGUGAUAUUUAACAAACUUUUGCUCCAAACUAUGCACUGCUUUGAUUGAAUAUAAUGGCGUCAGCGGAAGUAGAGAAGAGCAGGACGGAGAUGGAGAGAGAGGAGAGUUGUUCGGCGGCAAAAGGAACGAAGCAAGGAGAAGGGCUGAGACAAUAUUAUAUGCAGCAUAUCCAUGAUCUCCAGCUUCAGGUCCGGCUCAAGACUCACAAUCUCAAUCGACUUGAAGCCCAACGCAAUGAGCUCAAUUCCAAAGUGAGAAUGCUUAAGGAAGAAUUACAAUUGCUUCAGGAGCCUGGAUCAUAUGUUGGUGAAGUUGUUAAAAUGAUGGGGAAGUCAAAAGUUUUAGUUAAAGUUCAUCCUGAAGGAAAAUAUGCUGUUGAUAUUGAUAAGAAUAUUGACAUUACAAAGAUUACUCCAUUAACCAGAGUAGCCCUCCGCAAUGACAGCUAUGUUCUCCAUCUAAUUUUGCCCAGCAAAGUGGAUCCAUUGGUCAACCUAAUGAAAGUUGAGAAAGUGCCUGAUUCCACUUAUGACAUGAUUGGUGGCCUUGACCAGCAAAUUAAAGAGAUUAAGGAGGUUAUUGAGCUUCCCAUUAAACAUCCUGAGCUGUUUGAGUCUCUUGGAAUAGCUCAACCUAAGGGAGUGCUUCUUUACGGGCCUCCAGGUACUGGAAAAACAUUGUUGGCUAGGGCAGUUGCACAUCAUACUGAUUGUACCUUCAUUCGGGUCUCUGGUUCUGAAUUGGUGCAGAAAUAUAUUGGAGAAGGUUCUCGUAUGGUGCGAGAACUCUUUGUGAUGGCCAGGGAACAUGCUCCUUCUAUCAUUUUUAUGGAUGAAAUAGACAGUAUUGGAUCUGCUAGAAUGGAAUCAGGAAGUGGCAACGGUGAUAGUGAAGUGCAGAGGACAAUGUUGGAGCUUCUUAAUCAGCUCGAUGGAUUUGAGGCAUCAAACAAAAUUAAGGUUUUGAUGGCUACAAACCGUAUAGAUAUUCUGGAUCAAGCACUCCUGAGACCAGGAAGGAUUGAUAGGAAGAUCGAAUUUCCAAAUCCCAAUGAAGAGUCCCGUUUCGACAUAUUGAAGAUUCAUUCCAGGAAGAUGAACUUGAUGCGAGGGAUUGACUUGAAGAAAAUUGCUGAGAAGAUGAAUGGCGCUUCUGGGGCAGAACUUAAGGCUGUGUGCACAGAAGCAGGAAUGUUUGCUCUAAGGGAGAGGAGGGUACACGUGACCCAAGAAGAUUUUGAGAUGGCAGUUGCCAAGGUAAUGAAGAAGGAGACGGAGAAGAAUAUGUCUUUGCGAAAGCUGUGGAAGUAAAUGACGGUAGCAUACCAAUGGCAAAAAUAUUCUACUUGUGGACGUUAGUGCAUAAACUCUGUGCUCAACUUUUCUAUUCAGUUGAUAUCGAAUGUACAAAAUUCGUGCUGACUGAUUUUUUUUCUAAUAUAUAGAAGAGGCUUUGAAGCAGCUGGGCGUUGUCUUGCCAGCUUGCCGACAAAGGCCUCUUCUUGUUAUUUCAUAUGUAACUUUAUUGUUGUGAGCUUUGAUUGGUCCAAUAAGUUGAUAACUACACUAACUUUAGUAGAAUUUGACUGCGGAGACUUUUUAGCCCUUUGAGGCAACCUUAUAAGUUUUCAGUGGGUCCACCUCUCAUUAUGAUUGCGGCUGA
Molecule: messenger RNA, 1712 nt
Organism: Nicotiana tabacum (common tobacco)
Lineage: Eukaryota; Viridiplantae; Streptophyta; Magnoliopsida; Solanales; Solanaceae
Product: 26S proteasome regulatory subunit 8 homolog A
Molecular function (GO): ATP hydrolysis activity; ATP binding
Source: RefSeq, a predicted model, not a curated record